AUGGGCGCUGAAGAGGAAGGCAGAACAGAGCUUGUGUUCAGGGCACAAGUGGAUCAGAGGAAACAAGAUCGGCAAAGGAGGCUUCGGCUCUGUGUUUGUUGCUUCAAGAGACCCUACAUCCAUAUCGACCAUAUGCCUGAGGCCAUGGCGGUAAAAUCGGCCAAGAUGAGAGACUCAGAGUCUAUUCAAUACGAGCUUCAGGUUUAUAGGGACUUGAACAAUCAUGGUGGUCGUUGCCCCUUCAUUAUUGAGCAUUAUGGCGAAGAGGUAACAUGGAGUGAUGAGGGUGAAGAGGUUUACAACUUGGCGUUGGAAGUUGCAUGGGGAAGUCUUGCAAGGCUGAUAAAGCCACAGAAUAUUCUUGUUGUGGAAAAUGAAGAUGAUAAUGUCUAUAGGUUGGUGGCCAAAGUGGCUGAUUUGGGGUUGGCUAAGAAGAAGGAUGAGGUUCAAGAAAGGUGGAGAGGCACACCUAUGUACUUGUCUCCGGAGACUAUACUCUAUAAUGAACAAGAGGAGCCAAGUGAUAUUUGGGCCUUGGGGUGCAUUAUUCUUGAGAUGCUCACCGGAGAGUGCCCUCGAAACCAUUUUUACUAUCAUAAGAGUAACACCCUCUAUGUUGUUGAUGGAAUGGUGCCUAAAAUCCCGGAUACAAUCUCAAGUCUUGCAAGGGAUUUCCUAGGUUGUUGCCUAGCUGAGGAAGGGUCCACUGCCGAAGAGAUUCUGUCUCAUCCCUUUGUAGCAGAUGGUGUUAGUUACUGA
This is a messenger RNA of Rosa rugosa (rugosa rose), 759 nucleotides long. RefSeq names its product mitogen-activated protein kinase kinase kinase 18-like. The transcript is spliced from 2 exons. Lineage: Eukaryota; Viridiplantae; Streptophyta; Magnoliopsida; Rosales; Rosaceae. The record is from RefSeq and is a predicted model, not a curated record. The coding region runs from base 1 to 759 and encodes 252 amino acids. Gene Ontology annotation, biological process: protein phosphorylation. Gene Ontology annotation, molecular function: ATP binding; protein kinase activity.